ACAUGGCAGAACUCCUCCUUGGGGAGUCGAAGCUGGAGCAGUACUUGAAGGAACACCCUCUGCGGCAGGGGGCCAGUCCCCGAGGCCCCAGGCCCCAGCUGACCGAGGUCCGAAAGCAUCUGACCGCUGCCCUGGAUCGAGGGAACCUCAAGUCAGAAUUCCUACAAGAAUCCAAUCUGAUCAUGGCCAAGUUGAAUUAUGUGGAAGGAGAUUGUAAAGAAGCACUCAACAUCUAUGCCCGGGUGGGCCUCGAUGACUUGCCACUGACGGCCAUCCCCCCCUACAGGUUGCGGAUGAUUGCAGAGGCCUACGCUACCAAAGGACUUUGUUUAGAGAAGUUGCCUAUUUCCUCUUCUACCAGUAACCUCCAUGUGGACCGGGAACAGGAUGUCAUCACCUGUUAUGAGAAAGCAGGGGACAUUGCACUCCUGUACCUUCAGGAGAUAGAAAAGGUAAUACUUUCUAAUAUUCAGAACAGAAGUCCUAAGCCUGGCCCUGCUCCCCACGAUCAAGAACUAGGUUUUUUCCUAGAAACAGGACUUCAGAGAGCCCAUGUCCUCUAUUUCAAAAAUGGGAACUUGACAAGAGGAGUUGGGAGAUUUAGAGAGAUCCUCAGAGCUGUUGAAACAAGGACAACUCAAAACCUGCGAAUGACAAUAGCCAGGCAGUUGGCAGAGAUCUUGUUGCGGGGUAUGUGUGAACAGAGCUACUGGAACCCCCUGGAGGACCCACCAUGCCAGUCACCCCUGGAUGAUCCCCUCCGGAAAGGAGCAAACACAAAAACCUACACCCUCACCCGGAGACCCCGUGUCUACUCAGGAGAGAACAUUUUUUGUCCUCAAGAAAAUACUGAAGAAGCCCUGUUGUUAUUGCUGAUUAGUGAAUCAAUGGCCAACCGGGACGCUGUGCUGAGCAGGAUACCUGAGCACAAGAGCGACCGCCUCAUUAGCUUGCAGAGCGCGUCUGUGGUCUAUGACUUACUGACCAUCGCUCUGGGAAGAAGAGGCCAGUAUGAGAUGCUGUCUGAGUGCUUAGAAAGAGCCAUGAAGUUUGCCUUUGAGGAGUUCCACCUCUGGUACCAGUUUGCCCUGUCGCUGAUGGCUGCUGGAAAAUCUGCACGUGCCGUGAAGGUGUUGAAAGAGUGUAUCCGUCUGAAGCCUGACGAUGCCACCAUCCCGCUCCUUGCUGCGAAGCUGUGCAUGGGCUCCCUUCACUGGUUGGAAGAGGCUGAAAAGUUUGCCAAAACUGUCGUCGAUGUGGGAGAGAAAACAUCCGAGUUCAAGGCCAAAGGCUACUUAGCUCUGGGGCUCACGUACAGUCUGCAGGCUACUGAUGCUUCUCUGCGAGGGAUGCAGGAGGUCCUGCAGAGAAAGGCGCUUCUUGCAUUUCAGAGGGCCCACAACCUGUCACCUACAGAUCACCAAGCAGCUUUCUACCUGGCUCUGCAGCUUGCCAUCUCCAGACAGAUUCCAGAGGCUCUGGGGUACGUCCGCCAAGCUCUUCAACUUCAAGGCGAUGAUGCCAACUCCCUGCACCUCCUUGCUCUCCUACUGUCAGCCCAGAAGCAUCACCACGACGCCCUGAACAUCAUUGACAUGGCCCUAAGUGAAUAUCCAGAAAACUUUAUACUACUGUUUUCCAAAGUGAAGUUGGAGUCGCUCUGCAGGGGCCCAGAUGAGGCUCUCCUCACCUGUAAGCACAUGUUACAGAUAUGGAAAUCCUGCUACAACCUAACCAACCCCAGCGAUUCUGGACGUGGGAGCAGCCUCUUAGAUAGAACCAUUGCUGACAGACGACAGCUUAAUACAAUUACUUUGCCAGACUUCAGCGAUCCCGAGACAGGUGAGAAUAAAAAGCCAGAGGGGAUGAAAUGGUGUCAAAGAAAACGGGGCCUGUCACUGAGAAGGCAGCUGCCCCAAGGGCCUCUGAAGGGCAGUGAACCAGGGAAGCAUCUGCUCUCGCUCUCCCCCACAGCUGAGGUCUACAUCGGCAUUGGGAAGCCCGCAGAAGCCACAGCAUGCACCCAGGAAGCUGCCAACCUCUUCCCCAUGUCCCACAACGUCCUGUACAUGCGAGGCCAGGUUGCCGAGCUCCGAGGAAACAUCGAUGAAGCCCGGCGGUGGUAUGAAGAAGCCUUAUCCAUCAGCCCCACCCACGUGAAGAGCAUGCAGCGACUGGCUCUGAUCCUUCACCAGCUGGGCCGCUACAGUCUAGCAGAGAAGAUCCUCCGGGACGCAGUCCAGGUGAACUCAACAGCCCACGAGGUCUGGAACGGGCUGGGCGAGGUCCUCCAAGCCCAGGGUAACGACACAGCAGCCACCGAGUGCUUCCUGACGGCCCUGGAGCUGGAGGCCAGCAGCCCGGCCGUGCCCUUCACCAUCAUCCCCCGCGUGCUCUGAGCCCCUCCGGGGGCGCCAGGGAUGUCUGAUUGCCCCCAGGGGGUGACUGACACAGAGCACUGAGGCCAUAGAUGAAUGUUCGAUUGACCACAAUGAACUAACCAAACUACCCCCGAAUCCCCACUCUCUCCACAUGCAUUUCUGUCCAUAUCAUUUCAGCCCAAUGAUAGUUUUGAACCUCCUGACAUUGUUCCAAAUGGAUUAUGUGCCAUAUUUUGUUAGUUGACAUCUGAGUUUUAAGUAAAAUGAUUAUGGAAUUAAUCAGCCAAUGUAGAAGAAUAUAUUCGAAGUUAAAAUGCAGUGGCAGAACAGAUUAUUUUUAUCAGAGCUGUAAAGAAAAACCUCUCUCCUCACCAUCACUGCUGCCCCUCCCCUGGCCCAGAAACCAAAUGUGAAUCUUCCGUUUCCCACCUCAGUACUAGUCUGAACCAGGAGCCAGCUGACAAUUUCUUAGUUUUGUUGUCAAUAAUUGUACCAUGUGAUGAAUCCCUGCCCUCACUUAGAACAAAGCCUGAGUCCAAGAAUAUUUAUAUUUUACCAAUAUAUGCCUGUUACAAGAGAAGGAAAUAUGAGUUAUUUAAGUUUAACUUUUUUAUGUGAAUUCAGAGUUUAUUUAUCGAUGGAAAUAUGUACAAAGAAGCUUCAAAUGGGAUAUUUACCGACAUUCCUUAUACACGACAGACACUUGGCUAA
Messenger RNA from Trichechus manatus latirostris (Florida manatee), 3092 nucleotides. RefSeq names its product tetratricopeptide repeat domain 7B (gene TTC7B). Gene Ontology annotation, biological process: phosphatidylinositol phosphate biosynthetic process; protein localization to plasma membrane. NCBI's taxonomy places the organism in Eukaryota, Metazoa, Chordata, Mammalia, Sirenia, Trichechidae. The record is from RefSeq and is a predicted model, not a curated record. The transcript has 19 exons. Gene Ontology annotation, molecular function: protein binding. The coding region runs from base 3 to 2399 and encodes 798 amino acids. Gene Ontology annotation, cellular component: plasma membrane.